AUGACGGAGCGGCUCUUGGCGGGCGCCGCUCUGCUUGGGGAGGGGCCUGACCCGAACUGGGUGGACCACUUCUCGAGCUUCAUCCUUUCGCAGGACUAUGACACCGCACGCGAAGUGCUGCGUGGAGCCGUCUCCAAAGGCGUGAGCAGCUCAUUGGCAGAGCAGUACGCUAAGGUCCUCGAGGAUUUCCUCCAAAAACGUGAUGAAGUGGAGCACCCGAUCAUCCUGGCUCGCCACGACCAAUGCAUUGUGAGGCAGACUGCCAACCAAGGUCGUGGACUCUUUGCGCCCAGCUAUCAGACCUGGGGUGCAGAACUCUGGAAGCAACGGCCACUGGCGUGCAUCCAAUCUGGUGUGAGUCGCAGGUGCGUCCAAGUGUGUCGCGCUUGUUUGCUGCCAGUCGGCACUCUUGCUUCGCAGCUGAGAUAUCUGGGCUUGGAUGCACCACCGGGCUCAGAGGAGAUCCGCUUGACCAAUGGCGACCAGCUCAGCCAGGAGCAUCUUCCAAAGGAAGGCUUCGUCGCCGGGCAAGUACUUCCUUGCACAGGUGACGCUUGCGCAGAGGUCUUUUGCAGCGAGGCCUGUCGUGCAUGGGCCUUGAGCGAAUCCUCGCAUGCCCUGCUUUGUGCAGGGCGAUUGGCGCCGUCCAGCUUUGAGGCUCUACAAAGCUUGGAGCAGCUGGCGGAUGAUGUUGAUCAGGAGCAUUUACUCCUUUUGGCCCACACGGUGGCACAGAUGAUCCUGGCUAGGAAGGAUGGUUUCGAGACUUCGCAGGUCAAACACCGUUUUGCGUAUCAGUUUGCGUCUGCACCCUGGAGCAGUUUGGCGGACACGGCUGAAGAUGCGCAGGCGAGGGAUCAAUGGUUUGCACAGGCGUGUGAGUUCUUAGGGCAGAUCUUCCCCGCAGAAUCCGAGUUCUUGGAACCCAACCUGCUGAGCGGGCUGUUGGGAACUUUUGAGCUGGUCAACAUGUGUGUGAGCAUCCCUCAUCCUCUCAAUCUCCAGCCGGAAGUGGCCGACAUAUUGAGCGUGGAGCUAGCUGAAUCCUUGGCGAAGCUGCAGGAAGCCUUGCAAGAAAGUGACAGCGAAGCGGAGGAUGAAGAUGAAGGUGCAGGGGAAGCAGAAGCGGCAGCGACGCAGGCGCCGCUGGACCUCGCGGCCAGUGGACAGCUCUUUGAGAACGUCAUCGGCACAGCGCUGUGUGAGGCCCUGGCGUUUACCAACCAUUCCUGUUUGCCCAACUGCCGCGUGGAAUUUGCUUCAGGGAGCCAAUUCGAGGCCAAUGGGCCUGGUCUUUGGCUCUACUGCGUUUCCCGUCGUCCUUUGGUUCCGGGCGAUGAGGUCUUGAUGGCGUAUGUGCCAUCGGUGGUGGGCAAGCCUCUAGAGGAACGCCAAAAGAAGAUGAAGAAAUUUGGCUUCGCAUGCAACUGUCGCACUUGUCAAACUGACCAG
This is a messenger RNA of Cladocopium goreaui, 1452 nucleotides long. The record is from the annotation of a GenBank genome assembly. Lineage: Eukaryota; Dinophyceae; Suessiales; Symbiodiniaceae.